Molecule: messenger RNA, 5086 nt
Organism: Lytechinus pictus (painted urchin)
Lineage: Eukaryota; Metazoa; Echinodermata; Echinoidea; Temnopleuroida; Toxopneustidae
Product: ras-related and estrogen-regulated growth inhibitor-like
Exons: 4
Coding region: 103-522 (139 amino acids)
Molecular function (GO): GTPase activity; GTP binding
Source: RefSeq, a predicted model, not a curated record
AUAACAGUGAGAUAUCUGACAAAGAGAUUUAUUGGAGAAUACGGCCAAGAAACGGAAUGCCGAUAUCACCACCAGGCCAAGAUAGACAACGAUCUCGUUUCCAUGGAGAUUCUCGACGUUGGACCCGAGAUCUCCAUCAAUGACGAGCUUGUUGCCUGGGCUGAUGCAAUUCUUCUUGUGUACUCCAUUACUGAUCCGAAAAGCAUGAGGGCGCUUCACGAUUUGAGACCAAAGCUGGAUGAAGCUAGAAGCGUGAAAAGUACCCCUCUUGCCUUCAUGGUAUUGGGAAACAAAUCAGAUUUAAUGCACGCGAGGAAAGUCUUUACCAAAGAAGGAGAGAAGUUUGCCAAAGAACUUGGGUGUUCGUACCUCGAAAUCUCCGCAGCGGACUCUUACCAACAAAUCGUAGAUCUCUUCCACGAGCUAUACCGUGAAGCCAAAAUGUACAAACUCGGAACCAAAUCCUCGCUGCUAGGUCGGAUGUUCGGGCAUGCGCGUGAGAAGAAAACAAUGACGCUUUAAAGUUAUAAUCAGUGUCAGCUGAUAACUAUAUUAAUGGACUCCACUCCGUAACCAUGGUAACGCGGGAUGACAUACGCUCGAACAUUACCAUGCACGAGGAUUAUGCCUGUUGGUCGAAGAGGCUCGAGUCUAUUCAUUAGAAAGAAUUGCGGCAUGGAGAUGAGCAACAGAAGAUGCGAGGACGAAUCUGGACGUUCCGAAAACCUUGACUAUCCGUCAUCACUCAUCACUCCUGGACUUCCCAACUCAUCUUAACUAAUCUAAACCCAUCCUGAUUCAUCUCAACUCAUCUUAAAUCAUUUUAACUCACCCUAACUUAACUCAUCUACUAUUCUCAAUCACUAAUAUACUCAUCGCCUCUCAUAAGCCAAUCGCUGACAGGACUUCUCAACUUUCCUGAACUCAUCUGUUCUUCUGCGACAAGUCGUUAUUCUCAUCAGAUUUACAGUCCCUUUAAGGACUUUAUCUUACAUAACGAACGAUAUUUUUCUGUCUUUCUUGCCUUUUAACGUUUUUCUCUCACUCCACCACCCAAAAAAGCAUUUAGAGGACAAACCACAUGAUGAACCGACAUCCUCCUUUACGUUAUGUACGGCCAUUCGAUUGCCGUGUGAGUUUAGCAUCAGAGGUUUGGGGAGCCAACCUUGUCAAAGUAUUGUAUGUAGAUCUUGUAGAAUUUCAAACUGAGUUAACAGUACCUUAAUAUACUUAGAGGUGAAUCACGAAUGAGAUAUUAAUGUCAGAUAAUUUCAUUUCUUCCUAGAUGGUAAUGUGUACUUGAUUUUUAAAAUCCAACCAGUAUCGUAUUAAGGUAUUGGUUCUUUUAAAGUGUUUUUGUUCCUUUCAAGGUACCUUAGAUAUACAAUUGGCUACAAUUUAUCUUUACACUGGUUCACUGUAAAGCAAAGUAUUAUUUUCAAGAUUUUGUUAACUUUCCACUGUACGCAUCUUUUUCGCAGUACGUGCCUCUUCUAUUAACUAAAAGCUACACCCCUUCAAGGUCAUUACCUUUCUCUACCUGGUAUUUCUCUUGUUACACCCUAAGUUUCCAAAACCUGGAGACACAUUAAAACAUGUCUAACUUCUGAAACUUUAAAAGGAACCUGAAAAUAUUUUUUUUCUCAAUUCUUAAUUUCCUUUAACAUUUCUUGGAAAAGCGCAUUUAACACUCUCAACCGCGUAGCAGGAUUUAAUUUUGGAGGGGGCGGUAAGUGCACGCCAAGCGUGCCAACACUUAGGGGGGAGGGUGCAGGGAGGGGGAAGUUUCCCCCCUCCCGCGCGGAGCGCGAAGUUAUUGAUAUCUCGUCAAAUUCAAAUCAAAAGAAGGCGUCUCUUGCGUCUCUAGUACCCUUAUCAACUCGAAUAUUCACUUGCUGUGGUUUAAAAAAAAAUAGUUUUCGAAAGAAAUUAUAAACGCCCAUAAAUGGGACAAGAUUGGAGAAUUUGAAAUAAAUCCUCUUACCGCGCGAAGCGCUGAAGCUGAAAACGUUUUUAUGAAAAGAGAGAACAAAAAUGAUAUAAUUAUGCCUACCUUGGUCACAUCAGCUUUGAGUGUAAAAAGUUUGUCCCCAUUAAAUUCCGUUAACUCAUAUCGCAAAACAGAGGAGAAGACGGGUCUAUACAGGAAGUAAAGAGGCCCAAUUCCUUCCCGGAAAUGGCGUUGUAGCUCUGAUUUUUAGAAAAUUAUCUGAAAGUUUAACCUGUUCUAAUUUUGAUAUUACUUAGAUUAUAUAUAACUCGAUUAAGAAGAAAAACGAGCUCAAAAUGUGAAAAGGAUGAUGCAAGCUAGAAGAUGGACAUUUCUUUUCCCAUGCUAGAGAAGCACGGAAACCUCUGUGAUUUAUUUUAGAAGAAAAAAAAAUCGCUCAUAUUAAGGACGUUCCACAGUUAAAGUGAAAUCCAUGUCAUUUACACCAAACUUUGCACAUAGAUACUUUAGAACCUUAAUAUUCGAAAUAUGCAAAAAAUAACAUAGGUCCAUGUGCUUGAUCUUUUGCUAUAGAACUUCAAAGUUCACCCAAAUUGAUGUUCUUAAGAAUUGCGCAUUCAAAAGAAUUUGGCAUUUUUAGACCUCGCAAGAACACUACAUUGAGUAUAAACCUCUAUUACUCUGUCAAAAUACAUGAAAAAGUCAUCAAAUUUCGCAAGAGAAUUAAUAAUUGUAUCGUUAGAAUGAAGAGUCUAUUUAUAGUGCUAUUUGUUUGCAACUUUAAGUCUAACAGCACAGUCAGUUCUUAAAAAUGGCGUAAAAGAUAACAAAAACCCAAUCUCAAAAAUGUGAAAUUUCAAUAACAGACUACAAAAGUACAAUAAAUGCUGCACUUUAUUCAAAAUCCAUGUCAUUUUCACCAAAAUUUGCAAAGUUGUAGAGGAAGCUAUACCUAAGAGGUACAAACAUUAAAAAAUAGGGGUUCAUGUGCUUGUUUUCAAAUUAUCCGCAUUUUUAUUAGAGCAAAUGUGCUUUUUAAAACACCAAAAAUGCGCCAAAUGCUUUGUAUCUAUGUGAAGAAAAAUCAAAACCACUCUACCAUUUAUUCAAACUCGGGGUCAUUUUCGUGAUUCUUGGCAGUACUGCAGAGUAAAGUAUUUUGAAAUAGUAGAAAUAUUUGUUUAAAUGAUCCAUGGAAUAAUUCCAGUUUUUUAGCUUCAUAAAAUAACGCAUCGGAUCUGCAGUUAGGGUGCAGAUGAUGAGAAAAAUCAGCUCAUAUCCACAGCUAAUUAAUCACCUGUUCAUCCAUUGUGACGUCAGCGCGCAGUGUUAAAUAUGCGCACAAACAUAACUGUGGAACGUCCUUAAGCUCAGUAAUAUUCAAAAUUUCAAAUCAAUGGCGCAAAACAAGACGGGAGAUGGAUGUGCAGUGAUAUAGAAUAAAGUUUAAUAUCGUACAUACUUUUGCAUAUACUUUGCCAAAAAUAACUUGCUGAAAAACGGAAUAAAUAGCAUUUGGGGACUCGGAGAGCGACGGUACUGUUUACCCGCUCCGAAUAGAAGAGCCAAAAUUUUGUGUCAAUGCAAUAAAUACUUUUCAUACUCUUUACACCCAUGUAUACUUCAUAAUUUCUGGCAAGAAUAUACGAUUCCCAUGGCCGGGAAGGAGAAAAACGGAGUAGAAAAAGGUGUGGGAAACAAAAGGGAAUGGUAAUUUUUAUAUUUCUCCCGCGCGGAGCGCGGAAGCAAAAUUUUUAGCAUGAAGAGAUAAGAACGCCUCGUUUAGGUUGUUAUUCUUUUGACCAAAAAGGAAGUAAAAAAUAACAAAAGCUAUACCUUUCUUCCCUUUUCUCCUUUCGCUUUUUCUUUUUCUCCUUAUCCCCUUCUUUUUUUUCUUUUUUGGGAGCGUUUUUGGGGGGGCGACCGCCCCCCUGGCUACGCGCCUGAAAACUCUACAGAGUGGAUUUUGAGUGUUACAAGUCCAGUUUAGUAUUGUAUUAAUGUGGUAAUUAAGUGCUAAAUUCAGCACUAUAAUAUAACAGGGUUCCCAGCUUUUCAAGAAAACAAAAUUCCCUGAUUUUCCCCUAAUGAAGUUUAAAAAUUCCGUGAUAAUUAUUUAAAGCCAUUCCCGGUUUCGCAUGUUUUCUAAGUUGUUCAGUGAAUUGCAUGUUUUUCAGUAUAAAAACAAUAAGGUAAAAAUAGGAAUAAUGUAUUUUUAUUAUAAUGUAUAAUGUAAUGUGAUUUAUGUAUCAUGUAAUAAUGUUAAUUUAACCUGCCGGCCAACCUGAUAGGUUGCCGGGCCUGGUAUUUGUUAUCCGUGAUCUUUAAUAAAGACAUGAUGUACUAACUUAGUAAACACUACAAAACACCAUAACCAGUCAUUCAAUGGAUGUUGUUUGGAUAUGCAACACGCUAUAACAGAGUCUGACUGACUACCGUGCUUUCGACUAUUGGACCGAUCAAAAUUCCCUGAUUUUUUCCUCAUUUGAGGCAUUUUUUCUUUCCUGAUUUCAGGUAUUUUUAAAAUCAAUUUCCUCGAUUUUUCCCUAACUGGAAAAAAGUAUUUAAAAAAAAUCCCUGAUAUCCCUGAUGGGCUGGGAAACCUGAUAUAAUGUCAUAGUGAAGCACUAUUGUUGCAAAAUAUGGCCCACGACGUGCUUUUCUCUUAAUCCAAAACUACAAACCAUAAACAGAACACAUUGCGCUUAGAAACACCAGUAGUAAGCGCCUUAUAAAUGUUAUGUAUUAUUAUUAUUACAACCUGUCAGUUUUAGCACCCAAAAUACUGAAAAUCAGCAUUACGUAUUGUAGCCACAAUGCAAGCUCCUAAAGUGCUGUAUUUUUUUAGAGUGUAUAAUCAAUUUCCAAACAGAAAUUUACAAAUGGUAACUUUUUUUCGUUUGAAAUAAGUAUACAGAAGAUGUAAUUCUACAUAAACAAGUUGUUAUCAAUUGACUAUUACUAGAUGUUGUGAAUGAAACUCUCAUUUUUAAGAGACCGCGUUAUUGUAUCUUAAAGUAUUGUACAUAAAGAAAUAAUUUCUUAAUGGAAUUCUAGAUAGAUUUUUAUGUGAAUGAGAUAUUGUAUUUUACAUCGAUGUACAUUGAUAAAGAAAAUAUACAUUAAUUGCAAAUU